Messenger RNA from Strongylus vulgaris, 282 nucleotides. The record is from the annotation of a GenBank genome assembly. NCBI's taxonomy places the organism in Eukaryota, Metazoa, Nematoda, Chromadorea, Rhabditida, Strongylidae.
AUGAAGUCAAGUCGAGAGGGAGAAAAGGAAGAGAAAACCGCUAAGAUGUAUAAGAAGGACUCGUCUUGUUAUCUCCAAGUUUUUCCGGGCACUGAGAAGACUGCCAAAGCAGAUUCGACUUCCUAUCCUGUACUUGAAACAGCAUGUGAGGAAUGUGCAUUCAUGACAGAAGCGGCAAAGAAGCCUCCACCAAAAAUUGACGACUAUUUCGAGUUGGCGAAUCCAUUCGAAAAUGAAUGCGAUAUGCUCGAUGUAAGGGACUUUUCUCAGCUUUAUCUCUAA